AUGGCACAGCGCCCGCAGUCCCUAACGGCGGAACUCGAGAAGAUUGAGCAGAAGAUUACGUUGACGCUUCAAGAAAUCGACCACAAUUUCGCCCGUGCCCACCGAAUCGUUACUUCCUCGAUCCUGCCGAUUGUCGAGCGCUACGGCCAGGAGUCGGAGGCGGUGUGGGAGGGGUCCAAGUUUUGGAAGCAGUUCUUUGAGGCCAGUGCGAACGUUGCCAUCUCGAAUUACCAGGAGGAUGUAACGUACGACGACGAAGAGGAGACCGAUGUCCAGCAGGAGGAGACAACGUACGCGGAGGAUGCAACGUCCAUGGCCGCGUCUUCGCCGGGACACUACAGUGGUACCCAUAGAGUCCAUGCGCACGGGGAUUAUACGCGGGAUGAGGAUGCUACACAACAGACGAUGGGCGGUGAGGAGGGGCCGGAGGAGGACGAAGGGGAGACCGAGUUGGAUCUGGACGAUUCCAUGCUGGAUUCGCUGAACCUCACGUCUGCGCAGCUGCCCAUGCAGAGCACGCCCAAAUCCGGCCGUAGCACGGGGAGCCAGGGCUGGGCCGAUAUCGAGUCGCCAUUCGAAACACUGGCGAAGGAGCUGACCAUGAAAUACGGGAGUCCGGAGCGGGCGCCACGGCAGCAGCUGAACCGCUUCCGGCAACCCACCUCAGCCGCCGCACUGGAAGCCGACUCCUCGACGCUCCCGCCGCCGCCCACAACACCACGCACCACCCGCCGCUACGCCGGCUCCCCCGACUCCUCGCCCUUCCGCCCCCCCGCGCGCACCCCCGGCGUCGACCAGGACGCAAUCAUGCACCGAGUCCUCGACAAGAACUGGCGGCUGCAAGCGACACCACUCAAGCCCGCGCCGUCACGGUACCGUCCCGCGGCCGCCGCGACGCCCAAACCCAAGUUUGGCCGCGAAUUUGACAGCUCGCCGAUCUCGUCGCCGCCCGCGCCCCAACUCCGCACGCAAAUCUUCACUCCGCGCGCACUCCGCACUCCCGGCGCAGCGCGCUUCGAGGCCGCCGCUGCCCUCGCCGGCCAACAGUCCGUCAAGGGAAUGGGAAAGGCCUCCGCCAUCGGGAAGUACGACUACAUGUACGACGACGAUAGCGACGACGAUAUCCUCCUGCCGGCGGGCCUGAGUCCGCCAAAGACUAUGCGGUUUGACCUGCCGCCGUCGAAGCUGAUUGCUACGCCGGCGAAGGCCGCGAGUAGACGCAUCGUGAGGGAUAUUUUGCAGACGGCCGGCGAGGGUGAUGACACCAUGACCACUGAUGCGAGUAGUCCGCCCAGGGGCGGCCGGGGCCGGAUGAUGGACGACGACGACGAUCCGUUUUAG
Molecule: messenger RNA, 1341 nt
Organism: Tricharina praecox
Lineage: Eukaryota; Fungi; Ascomycota; Pezizomycetes; Pezizales; Pyronemataceae
Product: DASH complex subunit Ask1-domain-containing protein
Exons: 3
Coding region: 1-1341 (446 amino acids)
Biological process (GO): attachment of spindle microtubules to kinetochore
Cellular component (GO): mitotic spindle; DASH complex; mitotic spindle pole body
Source: RefSeq, a predicted model, not a curated record